AUUUUAUGUAGGUAAAGUGCUACCUUUGUACAUGUAUUAUAGUUAGGAGCUUAUUUGGUGCAUCGGAAGCUACAAGCUGGCUACAUCUUGCGAUAUCUUUUUUUUAUCCUUUUUAUCUUUAUUAACAGCCGACCUGCAUCCUACGAUAUUCAGUGUAGACAAUCUUACGAAUUAAAAUCGAUUCCUCGCCGUUCCCUCUGCUUAGACCUCCAACGAGUCAAGCGAACGAAUCGUCGUGCGUUUACAGGCUCCUCCGAGCCUCUCGCUUCCUCAUUUAUACGAAUUGGGUUGCGCCGGUGAAUCGCAACUUAUAUUAACUGACGUCUUAUUGUGGACGAUCGGUUUGCUUUUGCAUAGCUAUGAUUUCCCGGUAGCCCUCCGCGAGCUUUGUCAAUAAGCCUUUUUGGCUUCCCUCGCAAUGUUCUCCAACUCAGCAGCUCGCAAGUCUGUUGACAGCUUGCCGCCCUUAUCGCCUAACGCCAAAUCCGAAUUUCCUUUCCAUCGACAAGGUUCGGCUUCGUCCCAUCCAACGGCACGAAGAGGCUCGACCGCAAGCUCAAUUCAUUCCAUCGGCGGUCAUCUCGACACAUCGGGCGGUUGGUCCCAAACGGUUCACGAGACGGGACAAAAUGCUAUAUCUACUCUGCUCCAACCACCGAUAGUACGAACCGGCUUAGUACCGCAUACGUCUGCUCCUGCUUCUAGCGCACACAAGCCACCUACCGCUCGAGAUAUACCGCCGGUCACGUUAACGAACAUACCUCGCGUAGAUCCCGACGAAUUCAAACCCUACCUAACUCAGGUUGGGGCCCUAUAUGAACAGUUAAGACGAAUAAAAGAAAGCGAUGACGAUGGCAGUGACCAUGUUUUUGGGCGCGGUAGGACAGACGAAUUUGGGGGUUUCGCAGAUAACGGGCAUCUAAAACCAGGCAGCCGGCCGUCUAGUUCGCGGAAGGUAUCAUCGGCAUCAUCAACAAGAUCCAUGUCCCCUAUUGAAUCCCCAUCAGUACGCCCACUACGUCGAAGGUCUAGUUCGGGUUUUAGUCGAAAGGGCGCAACUCAAGGACCACCCCCGUUAUCCACUAUUCCGAACGUCUACUUCGACGAUGAUUUCCAUCUAGAGAAUCCCCGUACAUUUGAUGUCGUUAGCGAACGAUCCGAGGUUGUGCGGCCACAGCCUGGUUCCGUAGAGGAGAAGAAUGCAGCCAAUGGGAAUGCGCCGGCUCCCCGAAAGGCUCUUGCUACAAACGCGAUAUUACAAGAAAAAUUGUCCUGGUAUAUGGAUACAAUUGAAAUGCAUCUAAUUUCUUCUAUUUCAACGGCUUCUACAACAUUCUUUACGGCCUUAGGGUCACUUAGAGAGUUACAUUCUGAAGCUGCGGAAUCGGUUGAAAGGAUAAAAACGCUACGGCAAGAGCUUGAGACUCUCGAUCGUGAGAUUGCGACUAGUGGGUUAGAGGUGGUACAAAAACAACGGCGGCGCGAGAAUCUACAGCAGCUCAAUGACGCUGUCAAACAAUUAAAAGAGAUCGUCGAAUCGGUCGCAACAUGCGAAGCCCUGGUCGAUUCAGGGGAAGUCGAAAAGGCAUUGAGUAGCAUCGACUCCCUGGAAAAACUGAUUGCCGGCGAACGGAUAACCGCAUCGGGCAAGAUUGAGAACCAAUACCCCCAUCUACUUGAUCUCAGAGAUGUCGUCGCACUUCAGGGUGUGAACGGCGAUAUCUCUACUUUGCGAUUCCGCAUCGGUAAAGCGUUUGAGUCGAAGUUUAUCGACGUGUUACUAGCAGAUCUAAGGCAUCACGUCGAUACCGUCUCCACUUCGGACGUACUACUUAGAUGGAGUAGUUCAUCAAUGCGAUCUCGUGGAACGCAUAGCAGAGAAUCAACCGCGUAUCCGGCUUAUUUGGCCGCAACCGAAGAUCUCCGCUCUCAACUUCUUCCAAUAUUAGAUGGGCUGCACCGCUCGAAGCACGUCACGAUUGCUAUUGCAUCAUAUAGAGAGGUGGUAAUGCGAGAAAUCCGAAUACUCGUUAAACGGCCACUUCCGACAUCCAACGACGAUGAUAACGAAUCAAUGAUGUCUGCAUCUACAAUGAAUUCAAAACGUCUAACUCAAGGAGAGAAGUCUUCCAUCCUUGCACGAAAUCUUCGAGCACUCGAUGAGCAAGAUGCCGAGGCUCUCUUUGUCAAAAUAUAUAUCAGCGUUACAGAAACAUUACGAAGACUGGGUACACAGAUGAAGGUGUUGUUUGAUGUUGCGAGCUCUAUAGGAGAGCAACCGGCUAUUGAGGGCCUAAAGUCGCCGAAUCCUCUAAAAUCACCACCUCUCAAUAGCGUAAAUCGCGAUUUACAGGAAGAUAUUCACCUAACUAUGGACAUGGCAAAUCUUCUAGGUCAAGCAGUUGAUACUUCUCAGGACAGGAUUGUUAAGAUUCUCCGUGUCCGAUCCGACCAAAGCUCUCAUUUGCCCUUGGUAUGGUUCUUGCGAUACUUUACACUCAAUUUGUAUUUUGCAAAUGAGUGCGAAGCCAUAUCUGGCCGGAGUGGGACAUCCUUGAAGAACAUUGUCAAUUCCCAGAUUAAAGAUUUCAUCCAAUCACAUGGUGAUGCAGAGAAACAAAAACUGGCUCAAGGCAUGGAAUCUGACCAAUGGAGUGCCAAGGACUUCACAGAGGAAAAUACCACAUUGCUUAAUCGCAUAUUGGAAUGCAGCACGAAGGAUAGCGCCGCCUGGCUAGAAGGAAGCCAAAUCUGGCAACCAUUCUCAGAAGCAGAAGAUAAAGGAAAAUCUGGCGGACGACCGAGAGCUGAAUCUAACGGAGCAACUAAGGAGAAAACGCGAAGCGCGAUUAUAGAUGGAGAGCCGUUCAUAUUACCAAACUCGGCAAUAUUAUGCCUAGAAGGAAUGUCCCACUUCUUACAUUUGAUAUCCGGGAUCCCUUCCAUGGCUUCGGAUGUGUCGAGUUCUCUAAUUGCGUACUUACAAUUGUUCAACUCUCGAUGCACGCAACUUAUCCUUGGUGCUGGUGCUACUAAAUCAGCCGGUCUCAAGAACAUCACAACAAGGCAUUUAGCACUUGCUUCGCAAGCUUUAGCAUUCAUUUCCACGCUUAUCCCACACGUUCGCGAAUUUGUCCGGCGACAUGCAGGUUCGGGUCCUAACGUCAAUAACGCUAACGUGGCUGGUCUUAUGGGAGAAUUUGACAAGGUCAAACGCCUCUUCCAAGAACAUCAAAACAGCAUCUAUGAUAAGCUUGUCGAAAUAAUGAGUGGACGAGCCUCGGCACAUGCUAAGAGCAUGAAGACGCUUAACUGGGACCAGCAAACGGAGGCGACAGUGAACCUAUAUAUGGAGACGCUAGUAAAGGAAACGGUCACUUUACAUAGGGUCCUUACGAAACAUCUACCGGAGGGUACUGUGAGGCUGAUCAUGACGCCUGUUUUUGAUAGCUAUCAGAGCCAGUUGGGUAAGGCGUUACAAAGCUUAGAACCUCAGACCGAGACGGGAGUUAAGCGAAUGAGAUCGGAUAUCGAAUAUCUCACCGCCCGUCUAGGCAAGAUAGAUGGCUUCGGCGAAACCGGAGAUAAUCUAUUGUCUAUCAUUAACUCCAAGAAAGUCGAGCAAAAACAAGAACCUCCCGCGCCAGACAGUAGCACAGAGCCCGCUAAGAAGGAUAGCGAAGACUCGAAGGAACAGAGCAGCAAUGCAGAAGAAGCAUCGAAGGAGGAGUCUAAGGAGAAAGAAGAGAAGGCGGAAAGCAAAUAGGGGAAAGGCGAUGCAUUGUGAGAUUUUGAUUUUUGUGUUUGUUACGUAUGUACAUUGGCUCGUUUGCGGCAUCGAAGCAGGCGUUUUUUUCUUGUCUUGUAGAAAGAAAGGGAACGAGGAAUACAGUACUGAGAUGAGAUUUUUUUGCUGCAUUGGACAUUGCUAUGAGUGAAUGUGUUCCGCCCGUCAAUACCUAAGCGGCGCUACCUCAGAUACCGGACCACACUCCGAUACAAUGCCCAUCAAAAGACCUUCAUGAUUCAUAGACCGCGCUGCCACGGUCUAGAUG
This is a messenger RNA of Hypoxylon trugodes, 4055 nucleotides long. Its product is annotated as putative GARP complex component. The record is from RefSeq and is a predicted model, not a curated record. Gene Ontology annotation, biological process: retrograde transport, endosome to Golgi; Golgi to vacuole transport. The coding region runs from base 419 to 3766 and encodes 1115 amino acids. The transcript is spliced from 2 exons. Gene Ontology annotation, molecular function: syntaxin binding. Gene Ontology annotation, cellular component: GARP complex. NCBI's taxonomy places the organism in Eukaryota, Fungi, Ascomycota, Sordariomycetes, Xylariales, Hypoxylaceae.